This is a messenger RNA of Exophiala oligosperma, 2358 nucleotides long. RefSeq lists its product as uncharacterized. Lineage: Eukaryota; Fungi; Ascomycota; Eurotiomycetes; Chaetothyriales; Herpotrichiellaceae. The transcript has a single exon. Bases 827 to 1747 code for a protein of 306 amino acids. The record is from RefSeq and is a predicted model, not a curated record.
AGCUUCCGUUGCCCCUUCAAGUGGACCGACUAGCAGUAAUCAAGGCAUACCCAGCAUCUGUCAAUGAACUCCCUAGCCAGUGGAGCUUCUUCGGUUCGAUAACAUCAUGCACUUGAUGCUGCUAUUCCACCAAACAGGCUCCUUCAUUUAUGCACCGUCGUGUGAUCGCGCCGUCGAAAACCACUGAAUCUCAAGUCCAAACGGCAAUUGAACCAUAAGUGUCUAGAUCCAGCAGUCUCUUUGCUCGCGCUCACAUUUGCCGUUUUCUGCUUCUCGGAAUAAGUCCUGGGGUCUUUUAUCGCUCACCAUCAAGUUAGGUCUCAUCUCUCCGGUUCUUCCUUUAUCAGCACCAGAAAACAUACCGGUCGUAAUUGAGACUGUGGCAAUCCUACAACAAGAUCAAAAACCUCGUGGCAUCUCUGAACAUAUCUUUCUUCGUACCAUCAUCAUCUUCACAUCUAAUUAUACUCCCUGCUCCAAGCGAGGACUCCAGAUUCCCACGUUUUGCCACAAGCGAUCCCCGAAUUCCUCAAUCUCCCACCUUCGGGCGCCCGAUUUUCACUGCCUAGCACGAGACCAUCAGCAAUACGUAUACGCACGCGCUUAGGGGAUCAAGGCAGCAAAGAUUCUAGAACGAUCCGAUAUCGACUCCGCAUAUAUCAUCUGGCUUGUAUCCUUCUUCCCUGCGCAUCCGGCUGCUCUCGACUGUUUCCCUGAACAGUAAUCGAGCCCCGCCUUUUCUAUACCAAUUUGCCCCCCCAAGGAACAAAACGCAUCCAUACACCUCACAUUACAUAGAACUCGACAGGCAAAACUUUCAACCACAAUGACGUCGCUGAUAUUCGGCACCAUUUACAUGGGCCACAAGGGCCUGGUCCACCACAAACGUGAAAAACAAAGACAGAAAAACUACGAGCGCUGGGAAGGCCUGCGGGACGAGUACGAUGAGCAGAGGAAGAUCAACAGAGAAUCAAGAUCAUUAGACAUCCAACGCACCGGGGCAGGUUAUCCCUUGGACGAGGAUCGACCUAUCCUCACUCUGCGAGACCAGCAAGAAGCCGGCGAUGCCCGCACCGGUUGGCGUCCCCAGGAAGCCUUUGACGGCGUCCCCAGUGUCCCUACUGGGACGGACAGCAUCAACAACAACAACAACCGCCGUUCCAGCGUCGAAGUCACGUCCGGCUCCAACCUGAGGCCAUUGACCGGCACCAAGACAGGGACCACGUGGGACGAAGGCCUACCGCAGCCGUUGAGGGUGUCCCGACGAAACUGGGACGACUACCAACCUCCGGUCAGCGGGAAUGUCAGCCGAAGCAGCAGUCUGCGCAACACGACCCCCCACGAGCAGCGAAGCUUGAGCAACACCCCGUCCUUGAACCAACUACAACCACAACAGGGAUCACCUACUACGCCCAGCUCUCCCGCGACAAACGCGAAUAUCUACCAUCCUCACGCCUCUCGAAUCGUAAGCACGCCCGCAGACAUUCCACACUAUCAGAGCAUCGACCCGAUCGAUUACAGCACCCCAGGAGGCCCCAUGGCCGAAUUGAUCGCCCCUCUUCCGAACAAUAAUAAUAAUAGACCGUCACCGACGUCAUACACGAACCAUCAACAGCCACAGACCUUUGCAGGUUACCAAGCCAAUCCAUUCAUGAGUCCGCCUCCCGCGCCUGCCCCUGCUCCAGCCCCGGUCCCGGCUCCCCUCAAGGUCCAACCUACGUCUGCAGAAUUCUGGGACAGACCAUGAGUUGAGAGGAAAAGACACAUAUUCAUGAAUUGAUGAUCCACACAUUGACCCACGACAGACAAUGGCUAGACACAUUUAGCCACAUAUUUAUGAUGGCUGUCUUAACCAUCCUAUGUGUGUAUGAUUUGCGUACUCCUCGGAAGACAGUCUCAUUUUGAGUUUUUUUGGAGAAAGUUUAUCUGUACAGCGACGGUGUUGCAAAGGCGUUGUUUUCAUUGACUCUAGUCACUCAUAAAGGAAGGAUGACUCGUGGUGGUGACGACGAUCUAUUGAACCAAUGAGGGGGCACAACAGUAGAUAUAUAGGCAAGCAAAUUCUAUAGCAGAAACAGUUCGAAAGCGAGUGUUUUAGCCACCGUACAAUCCAAAACGGAAGUAACGCUAUUAAUUGUUUCAUUGGGUUGCUGUUGUCUCGAGACUCGAUGGAUGAACUCCGGAGGCAGAGAGCAGAGAGCAAGAGGACAGCGAGGAUCGACACAAGAAAUUUCAAAAGUCGUACAAUACGUUGAUAUUAGUUGGUAGGUUGAUACUCCGCGUGUAUGAUGACUACAUGCCCAACCCUCGAUGCUCUCUGCCUGGCCCAGAGAACCAGACUUGAUACCGUAGACAUAC